This is a messenger RNA of Mercenaria mercenaria, 10765 nucleotides long. RefSeq lists its product as uncharacterized. Gene Ontology annotation, cellular component: cytoplasm. Gene Ontology annotation, biological process: protein phosphorylation; intracellular signal transduction. The coding region runs from base 678 to 4625 and encodes 1315 amino acids. The record is from RefSeq and is a predicted model, not a curated record. Gene Ontology annotation, molecular function: ATP binding; protein serine/threonine kinase activity. The transcript is spliced from 16 exons. NCBI's taxonomy places the organism in Eukaryota, Metazoa, Mollusca, Bivalvia, Venerida, Veneridae.
CCUGCGAUUCAGGCAGUGACGUAGAAAUAUGGCGGAAAAAUUCAAUACAUUUUCAUAUAUUACCGAUAUUGAUUUCUGAGCAAUCUGAAGGCAUGUUAUACCAAUACUUCCAUACUGUGUCAUCCAUUUGCAAGAUUACUUGAAUCAGAUCAUUUCGAAUAAUGCCGUGCUAGUGUUGUGUUUUGGUAUAAUUUGAUUAGUGUGCUGUUUUGUGUAUAUGGCAUUGGGCUUUUGUAAAUCCGGCUCAUAUAUAUUUCUCUUAAUGAUAUUGCUCAAAUUUAGAAAUUAGGAGGAAAUUAUAUGUUAUUAGUUACACUGCAUGCUCUAUCGGAUACUAUUUCACUAGAAUCGGAAAAUUAAUACCGGUAAUAUACAUCAAAUCUUGAUUGGCUACUAUUAUCUCCUCAAUCGAUUUCUAUAAUGACGACGAUGAUUUGUGCCCCGGAAUUAAUUCGUGCGAUCUUUAUUCAAUCAAGACAGUUUUUCUCGAAAAGGCGGUCCCGUGAUUUGGGCAUUGUAGCCUAAAGACAUGGGAAAAACUUUUUGGAUUCUUACCUGGAUUAAACAACCGUGAUGAAAAAUGAAAAAGGAUUAGAAUUUGUACUGUUUGAAAAUUAUGCGAGGAAAUUUUAUCAACGAUCGUCGUGGCUUGUGAAGAAGGAGGUGCUAGCGGGAUCAUGGGCAAGAAAAUACAAUGUAUAGGCCGCUAUGUGAUGGACGGGCAGACUCUCGGCAAGGGCAAUUUUGCCAGAGUCGAACUGGCCACCCAUAGUCUAACGGGCUGCAAGGUUGCCAUUAAAAUCAUUGAUACAAGAAAAAUAAAGGAGGAUUACACUCGAAACAACUUGCACAGAGAAGCUCGGAUACUCGGUCAAAUACGGCACCCACAUAUCAUCCGCCUAUAUGAGACGCUCAAGGCAACUACACUUUACUGCCUAGUACUGGAGUAUGUAUCCGGUGGCGACCUUCUAGCCUUCAUCAAAAACCAGAAAGAAGGUCGUCUCUUAGAAACUAAAGCGCGGCACUUCUUUAGACAACUCGUGUCUGCCAUGCAUUUUCUGCACGAGAGAGGUGUGGCACACAGGGAUUUAAAAAUGGAAAAUAUCCUCCUUGAUGGCAAACAUAAAAACCUCAAAGUUAUAGAUUUUGGCCUUAGCAACACUUUUAGUCGUACUGAGCUAAUGAAAACUCACUGUGGUUCUCUAGAAUAUGCAGCCCCUGAACUUAUAGCCAACAAUGAUAACAAAUAUGGUCCGGAAGUGGAUAUCUGGAGUCUAGGUAUAAUACUGUAUGGCAUGGUAAUCGGUAAGCUGCCAUUUUCUACACACUAUACCGACCAGUAUCGCCGACAGAAACUUCUUGUACAAAUUCAGCAAGGAAUUGCAGAAAAUCAUAUAAAAGAACUCACACUUCAUGGAAUAUCACAAGAACUCUUUGACCUGCUGAACAAGUUAAUCGAACCUUCCGUCGAGUUACGUCUUCCAUUGACAGAUUGUGAGAUCCAUUCCUGGGUUACCAACAACAACAAACUUCCAUUCACACCCUUCGUAGCACUGCCCAGAGACAAGGCUUCAAAAUCACAGGUUAUUGACGAGUUGGCCGCUCUUCUUGAAACUCCACGUGAACAAGUAGAAGAUACUGUGCAUGAAAAUAAAUGUGACGACUACUCAGCCAUGUUUAACAUGCUUCUGGACAUUAAGCGAAUGGACAAGGGGCUUUUUGACACCGAUUUUACGCAGAAACAAGAAGCGAAGAAAGAGAAGCAUAGAAGAAAACAUCACAGACAGGCAACGAAGAAAGACACAAAAGCAAAACAUGCAACACCAGCUAUUUUGUGUCCUGAUAUUGAGAUACCGUCAGACACUGAAGAGAACAAAGUCCCACCAUCCCACAACAGUACAAGCUUUGACUUAAUGGCGCUUUGUAGCGCACCUACGUGGCUUGGUGGAGAUCGACGGAAAACAAGGCGCAGGAAAUCGCCGAUGCCAACCAGUCCAUUACCUCCGGCUACGGAAUCAGCAAAAAAUGAGUUGGACCCAGGAGCAUCAGCUGCGGUGAGUCAAGACCCACAGGGCCUUCUCUCGCCCACUCAAGCAUCUACUCAGGUAGCUCAGCUGCUUCGAAGAAACUCAUCUCGCCGAAAAGGAAGGAGAUCGACGCAUUCGGCAGAUCCACCGAGUAGAACUGGGAGUAUCCGUCGCUCCCGACGGCAUCGCAACCCCGAAACUCCCGGCUCUAAUCCGCAUAGUCCACAUAGUCCAAAUAAUCCCAACAAUCCGGAAAUAAAGAUUGAUACGCCAAAACAAAGUCCUGUUUCUGCGAUGAAAAGGCCGUCAAAUUUGAAAGGUUUGAAAGAGUGUUAUUCAAAUGAUAAUCAUAAAGGCUUAACAAGAAAAUCCACUCUUGGACCAAACACGUCAUAUUCUCGACGCUUUAGGCGGACAAGAUUUGGUAGUGAUAAAACUGAUGAAAGUAUGCAGUCAGACAGUUCUAACCCUUGCUCAACGACUAAUUUACACGAUGAUUAUAGUGAUGGUUCUCAAGAUGAACUUUCACGUCAUGGGUCUAAGACCUCUCUGGGUUCAGUGGAAAAUCGAGAUUCCACUGUAGAAUCUAGAAUAGCCCAUGCAGAUAUCCGCUCAAUUGUACGACCAAAACAAAUAGUACUGAGAAGUAAGGUAAAUGGCCAAGUAAAAAGGGAUAAUCCAUGUAGUUUACAUGUUCCAAACGUAGAAGAUGCGUCCUGUAGGAGUAUGUCAGCUUCCCCUGAGAUCAUCAUCGAAUCUAUGCAACCGAACUCCUUUGCAAACCUCUCUGAUGAUGAGAAAUUAGAACGUCGAAUGAGUUGUGAAAUUCCAAAAACAGAUAGUGAAAAACGAGUGGAACGGGAAUUAACAGAUUCGUUACAUGUUAACCUACAUAAUUCUGAAUCCAUGCACAGUUCAACGGAGUGUUUAGGGGCUGCUAGUUUAAAACCUGAGCAUUAUAGUGAUUAUCAAGGAGCAGGGUUACAUGACGAUACUCAAGAUACUUGUAGAUUAGAAUUUUAUGCAAAUGAUCACGAAUUGAGCAACUCUGUGAAUAGGAAUAUUUUAAAUGAUACAGUAGAUCAUUUUGAAACUUUGCAUGAACCAACACAUCUAGUGGCAGACUUGUAUUCAAAAAGGGAGAAGAUUUCACUGGAUGACAAGAUACUGAUGCAAGACGAUAUUUGUUACGUUGACAGUAGUGACCAUAAUUCUUCACAGGAGAACCUGAUACUGGAUAAAAGACGUGUUAAGGGGAGUAUGAAUUCAGAUAUUGAAAGCAUCUCCGCACCUAUACUGUUAUCUCCUCGGGAAUUAGGUUUAGGUCUAACACCUAGUGAAAGUCCUGGGGAUUCUUUAAUUGGACCCGGGGCGAGUUCUGUCUUGUCAUCUCGGCACGGCAGCACACCCUCAGUGCGCUUUGUUAUGCCUAGCACACCCAUUCGCCAAAUGUUUCAUACUCCAAUCGCACGCAUUGAAAGUUUUCAUAGUGAUGAUUUUGAAAUUUAUACCUCAGAUAUUGAUGCUUUAGUGACCUCACCAACUACACCAUCGCCGUCAUCUAAUUCUACGCAAACUCCAACAGUUCCGUGUUUUCAGUAUAUUCAUGGAAAGAAGAAACACUUUCUGAGAAAAAGUGCAAAACAUCAACAGAAAUCAUCAAAGGGUAGUAAAAAGUUUCAAAAAGAUGGAAUUAUAUCAUUUAUUCCGGAAAAGAACGGAAGAGAUGACUUUCGAGGGCGUGAAACGUUAGUUAGCUCUAGUUCUGAAUGCGGAAGUGACGGACAAGUGCCUGAAGUCGUAAAUGCCAGCAAGGCAAAGAUUUUCCCCAUGGAAAACAGUGAUGAACAAAUUGAUGGCAAAUCAUGCAAACCGCCAAUGAACGACAAGGCUAAACUGAUCUCGGAGGUUAAUGUCGAUCAAAACAGUUCCAAAAAGCACCAGAAUUCUACAUGUAAAUCAUUUCCAUGGAAACAGGCCCAAGAAACGGCAGAAACGAAGCAGUCAAUAUGGAGAAGAGGUUUUGUUCAUUUGCUAAAGAAAAAGAAGCUCACCAGCUUUGGAUCUGGAAACAAUAACAAUAACGCCGAUAGUCCAUCACGAUAUCGUGUGGCAAACCAUAGUACUUCCAACAGUAGCUCGACUAAUGUAGUGAAUACUGUCAUCAAUACGCGGAACGGUCAUGCUAGAGGAACAUACAGAGCCGUUCCGCCAAAUACAUUGGACAUUCCUGCAACAAGUGUUGAAAUCAAAUGGUCCCCUGCAAAGGUUGUACAAAACAACAUUAAAGCUGGCGUAGAAUCCGGCACUGGUGAUAUUGGUUGUACCCAAACACCAAGCCCAAGCCCAUCUAAACCAAAAGUGUUCGAUUUCACCAUAGUCUCAUCUGAGCCUUCCAAGCACAAACAUUGUCUUCUCAGUUGGAAAGCGUGUACAGAGUGUACCUUUAGUGAAGACCCCUCAUCUAACGAGGGAAGUGAAGACAGUGAAUGUGGUAACCAUGACAACCAAAUUCCUGAGUCUACAAAGAGUAACACUAUUGUUAUGACAACCUUAAGGGCGGCCCCAGCAUCACCUUGCAAUGUUCAUCAAUCAUGAUAGUCAGCUAACUGCAUCCAAUAAUCAGUGUGUUUGGUAAACAUGCUGCUUAAUCGGGGAAAACCAUUUGUUCUCACGUAAAAGUUGUCCAUAAAAUUGUUACAGAAAACCACCACGCACGACUUAUAUAUAAUUCGAUAUAAGGAAACUUACAUGGUUUCAAUUUAAUAAGCAUAUGAAGAGCUCACUUUUAUGAAAAAUUGAGAGAAAAAAACAGGCUGCUUUUACUUACUAAACACAGUUACAACGAUGGAAUUGUAUUAAAGGUUCCUACCAAUAUUGAGCAACUUCUUAUUAAUAAGUUAGCCCUAUGUAAAAAUACAAAAUGCUGCGUGUAUAUAAGAUAUAAUAUUAAAAGUGAUGGUUACUUUAAUGUAAUCUGCAGUUGGCAGUCACGUGAAUUUUGAUUUCGCACACAACUAUUACAGUUAUAUUUUGAAUAAAUAGUAGUUUCGUAACAAACAUGCAGGACAAUAAAAAUGAUACCGAUUAUUAGACAUUUAGAGCUCCGUGUAUAAAACGGUCGUUGGUGUCUUCUUCAAAAAAUAACAAAAUCACGUGACUACCCAUAGUGCAAUUGUCGGCGUUAUUGUUAUUGUGAUCGGGUUUACUUCAAUGCCAAAGUCUUUCAGGUGGUUGUUUUGUUUGGUCUACACGCUUUAGGGGAUAUGACUUAAAUUUUCCCACUAUAUUUAACAUAGUAGAAAGCAUUUUAAUAGACCAUUGUUAACUCACUCGUUUCUGUUUGUGUUAUGUUUUGUUGACAUCAUAUAAAUGCAAUAUGUCUAUCUUUCAACGAGAAGUGUCCCACUGUGUGAGUUCCGAGUUUCAUGUCUUGCCGAACCAGUUUUGGUCUGUUUAAAUUAUUAUUAGCAGCAAUUUCUGUCCCAGUCGGACAGUUUGUUAUUUUUUCUGUUAUUCUGGUAAAAACGAAAUAACAUGAAUUAUAUCUAAUUUUAAGCAGCUAGGUUUGCUAGCGUCAUUAUAGUCGGGAAGGUCGUGCAUAAUAGCACUGUUGCUUUGAGGCUGGACUUAUUGUCGCCAUGUUGACUAACCGCUGUGAGUUGACCGCUAUUGUUCCUAUUUGAAUUUCUUAACAGCUAUAGUCACCAGAUAACUGACAACUUCCAAUUUAAAUCCAUUUUCGGAUACCCCGAAUUUGCACGGGAACCUCGCUCUUUCUAUCUAUUUUCAUUGCAAAGCCGGAUUCAGUCUACUUUCAUUGGUUGACAAAACUGCGAGAGAACUAAAUGUAUCUUGCAAUUUAAACUAUAAUAGGCAAAUUCUGGAUAUUUUAAAGAAGCAUUUAAAUUGAAAGUUGCGUGUUAUUUUGACUAUAUCUGUUAAGAAAUUAGAAUAGGGAAAGUAUCGGUCAAGUCACUGCGUGCUGUCAACACGGCGGCUAUAAGUCCAGCCGCAGAGUACCUGUGCAUAAUAAUAAGACGAACAUAAUUCAGAAUAUACAUUUUAUGCAAUUAUAAGUGUACAUACUGGACUUCAGUUUACCAAAGAUAUUUAUUUGUGUUUACUUAAGUGUUUACUUAAGAAUUUUCAGUUUGGUAUAUAUUGGGGUUUACCUCCAGUAGUAAGUCCACAUUGCUCAUCCAUCAACAAUUUCUAUUGGUCGUUUAUACAAAAUAUUUGUUUUAUGUUUAUAGAUAUGUAAUGACCAAUUUACACAAAGUGUACAUAUUUAUGUUAAUUUGGCCAGUCAUUUACAUAUUUCUUUCGAAGUUGUUAAUGAUGCUCCAAAAGACAAUGCAUGCAGACAAGCAGCAAACUUGUCUAUGCUUUCAUUUCUUCUUCAGUGUCACCUUCUAAAUCAAAACAGAUGUCAAGGUGUAUACUGUAUAUUUAUCAGAGGUCGAGUAUUUUGCUAAUUUCCCUAGACAAUACAACUUAUAAACAUUAUAUGGGACCUGUUUUUAUUAUUUCUGAGCUCUGUGAAGAUUUCACUGGGAUUCCUUAUCCAAAAUAAGGUGACAUAAAUAUUUCCCAGUAAUGCUUAAUCACUUUGCAAAUACUUACGAAUGCAAGCAAACACACGUUUGCCAAAUUUGUUGAUUUAUUAAUUAAAAUGUUAUUAAUACAUUAUUAUGUAUUUUGAUGCGAAAUCUUCGUGCAAUUUCUGUAUAGAUUAUAGCUCAUAUUGUUAUUUCAGCUUUCAAUGAAAGUUUGUGAUAUAUAAAAAUGUAUAAAUUGGUCAUCCCGGUAGGGAGUAGUCACGUGUUGAUUGUAAGAAAACGAGUGUUUUUGUUCUGUUUAUUUUCCCUUCCGUUUUUCAGUUAUCUUUUUGAUGUUUGAAUAUUUAAUGGCAGUCUUACAUUUAAUUGAUGGUUACAUCACAAGUCUUCACUACAUUAAACUUGUGUAGUUUUAGCUGUUUUGAACAAAUAUAUAUACAUGUAUUUCUAUAUUUUUUAGGAAUAGAGGUACUAACCAAACAUGUUGUAUUUUGGUCUCUUUCCUGCUUCAAGAAUCUACUUAUUACAAAGUUUGAACUAUCGGUAAAAAAAAAUAUGUCAUAGUGCAUUUCGUUUAAAUUGUUUUAGACUGAUUUCAUAAAAACCUGCAAAAAUAGUCCAAUUCAAAAGUAUAAAAAUAGUGGAUGUAAACUGGACCGCAGAUACGUUUUCCGGAUAGGAUAUAUCGGACCGCAGAUACGUAUUCCGGAUAGGAUAUAUGAUCAAACUCAAAAUGGAUAUAUAUUAAACAUGCGCUAAGGUUUAAAUUUGCAUGUUUUUAUUUCGUCGUAUUACUUUAAACGUAAUACUUAUCAGGGACCUCUUAAAUUGAGUUUCAGUCUGCACAAUAGAUUGGCCUUCAUUUGAGUAGCAACUCAUUUUCGAGGUUUAGAUUCUUGAUCAAGAGAGUUUCUGUAUAAGUUCUAUGUUUCAAAAUGUUUUUCUAGUACAAAAGGUUAUAAAAUAUUUCAGACGUUAAUAAUGUAAAUCAUUUUGUUUUGUUAUGUGUGAAACCAGAAAGUCUUUAAACUUUUCCACCAGUUGGUAUCAUUUCCAUGGUCGUUGAUUUGUAGAGAAGAUAAGAAUAAACAGAAAAAAAUAUUUCUGCUGUUUUUAGAACCUAACAUUUAGUUUAAAUCCACAGAUGCUUAUUGAACAGGCUCAGUUAAACCACGUCUGCUAUUUUCUUUCUUUUUUGCUUACAUGCAUUCUGUGCUUUCUAAGGAUCUUGUUAUUGAUUUGAUUAACUGUCAAAACUGCAGUCUUUAAGUGCCGUGUGAAGGCUAUAAAAAGUUCCCCCUUAUUUGACUUAAUGACGCUUUUCUUUCUGGUUCUUUGGGAUCACAGAGUUCACUGACAUUGAAAAUAACUGUAUAAAAGAGUUCCGCUAAAACCUGUGUUAGGGGACGAACGUUUCAAUACCUCUCACGACAAACUCAAAGAAGCCGAAGAAAUAAUGAUGUCAUUUUUCUUGGUUACGUUCAAUGCUCCCAUAGGAUAGUCUUCUAAAUUCCAUUUACAGUAACCAGUUGCCUUUGCUUUUAAUAUAACUUUUCUCGAAAGAUGUGUAGAGUAAAGGUCAAAACCGAUAUGUUUCAAUCAUUCUUCACAGAAACAAAUGAUGACAAAACGUCUAUUAUUCUCAUGCUUCGAUUGUCCAUAUCCCGAACACUAUUUUGGGGUAGGUCAAAACCAGAUAAAUAUUCGUUGCCGAGUCUGCUCUGUAGUCGACCUCUAGGCCGGUACGUACUUACGAAAGGUAUACAUGUAUAGUGCAGUUCAGCAUAGAAGUUUACAUCCAAUCAAAAUAUAUGUUUAAGUUAUACUUUGAUUCUAGAAUAGAAAGGGAAAUGAUACUUAUAAAUCUGAUUCUUCAAAAUGUCCCUUUUCACCUUUUUUCUUCUAUUUACAAUGUGUAUCUAAGGAGGUUAUUCACGUUUGUGUGCCUGUUUCCAGUGAAAGAAUAUUUUCCUCAGCUGUAUAUAUUUAUCUUCACCUUCACAUCUGCGAUCACUUAGAUAUUAAUAAGGCACCUUUGUAAAAAGUCAAUUUACCCCCCCCCCCCAUUUUAAUGUUAAUCAUGUUAUCAAUGAAUUUGUUAUAAAGUGAUUACCAGUUAAUGAAUUAGGCUCUUAAAAACACGUAUUUUAAUGAGUUACAAUCAGUGGAAACAUACGUCUAAAUGUUCCAUUUUCCAAGAUAAGUUACUUUUGGACAGACUGUUUCCUUGUUAUGAAUUUAAGAAAAGUAUUCUUGAAAUUUUUAACCGUACAAAGUGGUGAAGUGGAAUAUUUUUACAAAGGUGUCCUCAUCCUAGAACCUUGUUUUCAUGAAUUCAUCAUCAUUUUCACAAUUUGAUAAUCUUGUAGAAUAUGAAAUGAUAUAGAAACAAAUUUAAGUAUUAUAGGCCCCUACACUUUGUCUUGCGACUUUGAGUUACAUUCAAAUGUGCAAAUGACAUUCUGUUUCUUGUUCUGUAAGACAGAAGAAGCUCAGAGAACUUUGUGUGAUCUUUAUUUCUUACGACAAAGAUAAAAUGCCAGUGAACGCAAAUGUCAAGUUCGUUAAAAUGAGAUAUUACCUACGCUGUUGGCGCUGUUCAUUUUUUAUCCGCUCCACCUCUUCUGAAAUAUAGGCCCGUUUUAAUAAGCGUGCACGUGUCUCCACCUCUUCUGAAAUAUAGGUCCGUUUUAAUAAGUGUGCAUGUGUCUCUACCUCUCUGAAAUAUAUGUCGUUUUAAUAAGUAUGUACACGUGAAAACUGUGCAAAAGUCACUGCCAGCCUUUACAAUCAAUUUGGUAAAAAAGAACAAGAAUGUAAUCAAAUACUUAAAUUAUUGUUUGCUGAUACGGACACAUUGUUGUGUGAGAUGAAAUAAUUAUUAUUUUAUGAAAUAAAAGCUUCAAAUACCACAAAUUAAUUAGUCUUCGGUUGCUAAAUAGCCGAGUGUAACUCUGAAAAUUUCUUAUUUGAUCCAUUUACCUGGUCUCCUAUUUCAGUAUUAAUAAAACCAAAAAACAUUUAUGUUUUAAUGGCUAAAAUUCUUGAAAACAUUUUUAUCAUUUAUACACUAGGGCAGUAAAAUGUAUACAGCUUCAUAUUGCACUUGCAAUUAGAUAGGCAUGGAAAACUGUUGUCUUUCUUGAAAUACAUAAGUUAAGUUAUAACAUUUGAAAUAGAGGCUUUGCAAAGAGAAAUUCGGUCGGGUUAAUGAAUAUAAAUGUUUUGUUUUAUCUCCUGUUGUGAGAGAAAUAAUCAACAUAGAAGGUGUUACUAGUACAAAAAAAAAACAACACAGUAUGUUGUAUGUUAUUUUAUAUCACAUUCAUGGUUUUCAGCCAAUUUUUUUUGUAUUUCAAAGCAAAACUGUUUCAUAUAAUUUCAUCGAGAUGCAUUAAGGUGGCAAAGACUACUGCAACAUCUGCACGUGUAUAAAAUUAUUAAAACACACCGGUAUACAUCGCGUUAUUGUAUGAAUCUAAAACGGAAAAAAUGGAACAGAAUAAUUCUAAUAUUUAUAUAUUAUUAGCGUUAAACAUGUUCGAUAAGCAUUUAUGCAAAUCAUUUUCACGUGUUAGAUAACAACAAACAUCCGGGUGUAUGUUUUGCGUUGGAUGUGUUUGAUUCACAUUUUGUGGAAAUUUUGGUUUAGAAAAUUAAGUUCAAAUUGAUAGGGACUGGGUCCAAAGAAUAAAGCAAUAUGUUUACUUCUGAUUAAGAAUCGAUAGUAAUACGUUUUUGGCAAGCUAGUUUUUACGUUUCGCUGAAGGAUAUACAUAAACAAAUAAUGUACUGCUAGAAACUAUGGACCAGUAUUUAUUAAAAGAAAUUGUUUUACGCUUUUUUAAAAAAAAUUGACAUGACUGAAUAUACUUUCCUAUGUGCGUUGGUGGGAGUUUUUAUUUUUCAUCAUCAUACACAAUACGCUAAGUUUGCAUAUAAAAUACAUGUAAAUUUGUUUCUUAUAUCUUUGCCAGUAAUUCCCGACAUAGUUUCAUAUUUUACAUUGCUAUUUGUUAUUUCUUAUUGAUGAGGGUUGCUAUAUAAACGUGUAUUUCUCUCUAUUUUUCUCACUCAAUUGAAUGCAAUCUCGAAAACAGAUGUUCGAAUUCUAUAUUAUGGGAGUUACCUAUGUAUAUUGACGAUAUUUACAACAAUUAAAAUCAUGUCACCUCA